Messenger RNA from Anopheles cruzii, 2530 nucleotides. Its product is annotated as ribosome biogenesis protein BOP1 homolog. The record is from RefSeq and is a predicted model, not a curated record. Gene Ontology annotation, biological process: ribosome biogenesis; maturation of LSU-rRNA from tricistronic rRNA transcript (SSU-rRNA, 5.8S rRNA, LSU-rRNA). The transcript has 5 exons. Lineage: Eukaryota; Metazoa; Arthropoda; Insecta; Diptera; Culicidae. Gene Ontology annotation, cellular component: PeBoW complex; preribosome, large subunit precursor. Bases 1 to 2514 code for a protein of 837 amino acids. Gene Ontology annotation, molecular function: protein binding; ribonucleoprotein complex binding.
AUGGUUGCCAACAAAAAGAACGCUACAAAACGGAAGGUCGACAGCGGUACGGUGAAAACGGCAGCGGCGGCGGAAAAUGCGGCAUCAAAAGUGGAAGCCGAAGCGAACUCCGAAAGCGAUUACGAAUCGGACAAGGAAAAUCUACUCGCUGAGAUUGGAAGUGAUGAGGACAGCAGCGACUCGGAAGGGGAGUUUGCCGACGACGACGAUGAUGAGGUGCUGAGCUUCGAGAGUGUAGAUUCCGACUACGACGAGACCGCGGAGUUGGGUGAGGAUGGAAAAGAAGAAUUGGAAGACGAAGAAGGUACGGAAGACGAGGAGGAACCAGGGGAGGACGAAGCAGCAGAAUCGGCGGACGAUGUGAAUAGCGACAGCUCGCCGGAAGAAGACGGUGACGACAGCAGCGAGGACGAGGAAGAAAAAGAAAGCGACGGAAAGGAAGACGAAAAAGAGGAGGAUGAUGCGGCCAACGAUGAGGAUGAUGAUGGGCCAAAGUUGAAGGAAAUUGCCAAAGUGCUGGGUAGCACGGUAGCGAAGAAAACCCGCGGCGUCAGCGUGUUUCCACCGGAACCGCAACGCAAGGGCAAACCGAAGGACGAGUACGCCGGUGGAGACACAUCGGACGAAGAGGACGUCCGUAACACGGUCGGCAACAUACCGAUGCACUGGUACGACGAGUACAAGCACGUCGGUUACGAUUGGGACGCAAAGCGCAUCAUCAAACCCAAACAGGGUGAUGCGAUCGAUGACUUUAUGAAGCGCAUGGAAGAUCCAAACUUUUGGCGCACGGUGCGCGAUCCCCAGACUGGCCAGAAGGUAGUGCUGUCCGAUGAGGAUGUUGCGCUGAUCAAACGCGUUAUGGCCGGUCGCAAUCCGGACGGUGAGUACGACGAACAUGCACCGUGGGUCGAGUGGUUCACGUCCGAGGUGGAGACAAUGCCGAUACGCAACAUUCCCGACAGCAAGCGCUCGUUUCUGCCGAGUCGAGCCGAGCGGCAAAAGAUUGGCCGCAUGGUGCACGCCCUGAAGAUGGGUUGGGCGAAGACGCGCGCCGAAACGGAACGGUUGGCAGCGGCCCGCAAGGGUCCAAAGUUCUACAUGCUGUGGGAGACCGAUCACGGCAAGGAGGAGAUGCGCCGUAUCCACGAUCACGUGACCGCGCCGAAGCGUCCGCUUCCGCACCACGCAGAGUCGUACAAUCCGCCGCCGGAGUAUCUGUUCAACGAGCACGAGAUGGCCGAAUGGAAGCGCCACGAGGAGGAACCGUGGAAACGUAAGCUACACUUUGUACCGCAAAAGUUCCGCAGUCUGCGGGAGGUACCGGCGUACGAUAAGUUCGUAAAGGAGCGCUUUAUUCGCUGUUUGGAUCUGUACCUGUGUCCGCGUGGCAAGCGCACCCGCGUAACGGUCGGUCCGGAGUACCUGGUACCGAAGCUACCAUCACCGCGCGAUCUGCAGCCCUUCCCGACGCAGCAGAAUCUUGUCUACAACGGCCACACCGGGAUGGUGCGCUCGAUUAGCGUAGAGCCGCACGGCGAGUAUUUGGUCACCGGUUCUGACGAUCACACGGUUAAAAUUUGGGAAAUCGCAACCGCACGUUGCAUUCGCACGAUUCCGACCGGUGACAUUGUGCGCUCGGUCGCCUGGUGUCCGAAUGGGAAGAUUUCGCUCGUUGCCGUGGCGAGCGGAAAACGAGUGCUGCUCAUCAACCCGAAGGUCGGCGAUCACCUGCUGGUGAAGAAGAUGGACGAUUUGCUGGAAGAAGCACCGCGUGCCGAUACGAUCGAUAACGAGCGCAUCCGGACCGCCAUUCAGUGGACCGAAGUGACGGAGGAAGACCGGAAGGCCGGCGUACGGAUUGCGAUCACACACUUCCGGGACGUAAAGCAAGUGGUGUGGCACGGUCGAGGUGAUUACUUUGCCACCGUCAUGCCCGAUGCCGCCAAUCGGUCGGUCCUGAUCCAUCAGCUGUCCAAGCGACGGUCGCAGUUGCCGUUUUCGAAGAGCAAGGGCUUGGUACAGUGCAUUCUAUUCCAUCCGGUUAAACCUUGUCUAUUCGUGGCGACUCAGCGGCACGUACGAGUGUAUGAUCUCGUGAAGCAAGAGUUGCUAAAAAAGCUGUUCCCCGGCUGCAAGUGGAUCUCCAGCAUGGCGAUCCACCCGAAGGGGGACAAUCUGGUGAUUGGCACGUACGAGAAGAAGCUAAUGUGGUUCGACCUCGAUCUGUCCACGAAACCGUACCAACAGCUGAGGCUCCAUAACUCGGCCGUUCGAAACGUUGCCUUCCAUCUACGCUACCCGCUGUUCGCGUCCGCGAGUGACGAUCGUAGCGUGAUCGUUUCCCAUGGAAUGGUUUACAAUGAUUUGCUGCAGAAUCCGCUGAUCGUGCCACUCCGGCGGCUCGAGCAUCACGAUCGCGUGAAUGAUUUUGCCGUGUUUGACGUCGUGUUUCACCCAACGCAACCUUGGCUUUUCUCGUCCGGCGCAGACCACACCGUUCGCCUUUACACAUAAGAUGGCCCUUGAACUA